Lynx canadensis (Canada lynx) is the source of this 2885-nucleotide messenger RNA. It is a transcript of the gene ZFP1, whose product is annotated as ZFP1 zinc finger protein. Bases 404 to 1639 code for a protein of 411 amino acids. The record is from RefSeq and is a predicted model, not a curated record. The transcript is spliced from 2 exons. Lineage: Eukaryota; Metazoa; Chordata; Mammalia; Carnivora; Felidae. Gene Ontology annotation, biological process: regulation of transcription by RNA polymerase II. Gene Ontology annotation, molecular function: RNA polymerase II cis-regulatory region sequence-specific DNA binding; DNA-binding transcription factor activity.
AUGCUCUGUCUUUCUCUGUCUCAAAAAUCAAUAAAUGUUAAAAAAUUUUUUUAAAAUAAAUAUUUAAAGGUUUAAUUAACUCUUUAAACUUGAUACCCCCCAACAUAGUAUCUGAGUAUCAUCUUUGUACAGAUAACAUUAAAUACUGUGUAUUUGUUUACCUAUUUAUCUUCCUCUACAUAUUUUCAGAGGAGAAACAGUAUUUUAUUAAUCUUAGAUACCUGUUGUAUAUGGCAAGUGCCAGAGAUCUAGGGGAUCUGCAUAAAUGUUUUAUUUAUAAACAUAUUUUUUGGAAACAUGAGAAAACAGUGAAGAUGUCAGUUGGCGUCCUGUGUAAAUUUUACAAGGUAAGAAUAAGUUUUCACAUAUCCUUCCUACAUUGCCAAAUGCCGAUCAUUUCAGAAUGAAUAGCCAUCUGAGUAAUAUGCCAUUUCAGGGAUCGGUUUCAUUCACCGAUGUGACUGUGGACUUCACUCAGGAGGAAUGGGAGCAACUGGACCCCUCACAGCGGAUCCUUUACAUGGACGUGAUGCUGGAGAAUUACAGCAAUUUACUCUCAGUGGAGGUGUGGAAAGCUGACGACCAGAUGGAGCGGGACCCCAGCAACCCAGAUGAGCAGGCGAGACCAUUUAUCAUUUUUAAGAACCAAACCCCAAUUGAGGAAAGAGGUAAUCUCUUUGAAAAAACAUUUAAUCUGAGCACAGAUUUUGUUUCCUUAAGGCAAGUACCCUAUAAAUACGACUUAUACGAAAAAACCUUGAAGUCUAAUUCAGACUUACUUAAUGGUAAUAGAAGCUAUAUAAGAAAGAGAGCUGAUGAGUGUAAUGGAUUUGGAAAAGCACUCCUCUAUCUGAAGCAAGAGAAAACCCAUCAUGGGUUGGAAUACUCUGACUAUAAUAAAAGUGGGAAAGUCUUUAAAGAAGCCAUUUUUAAACAUCAGAAAAUACGAAAUUUGGUACAACCUUUUAUUUGUAAUUACUGUGACAAGGCUUUCUCCUUUAAGUCACUCCUCAUUAGUCACAAGAGAAUACACACUGGAGAAAAACCUUAUGAAUGUAACGUGUGUAAGAAAACCUUCUCCCAUAAGGCAAACCUCAUUAAACAUCAAAGAAUUCAUACGGGGGAGAAACCCUUUGAAUGUAUUGAAUGCGGAAAAGCUUUCACCCACCAGUCAAACCUCAUCGUUCACCAGAGAGCACAUAUGGAGAAGAAGCCCUAUGAGUGCAGUGACUGUGGCAAGACAUUUGCCCAGAAGUUUGAACUUACUACCCACCAGAGAAUUCAUACAGGAGAACGACCCUAUGAGUGUAACGAAUGUGCAAAAACCUUCUUCAAAAAGUCCAACCUCAUUAUACAUCAGAAAAUUCACACGGGGGAGAAACGCUAUGAGUGCAGCGAAUGUGGAAAAUCCUUUAUCCAGAACUCACAACUGAUCAUACACAUGAGAACUCACACGGGAGAGAAACCCUAUGAAUGUACCGAAUGUGGCAAGACAUUCAGCCAGAGGUCAACCCUGAGAUUACAUUUGCGAAUCCAUACAGGAGAGAAACCGUACGAGUGUUCUGAAUGUGGGAAGGCCUUCAGCAGGAAGUCCCGACUCAGUGUCCAUCAGAGGGUUCACAUGGGGGAAAAGCCCUGAGACUGCAGCUAGCUUGUUCUGUGGAAAAAUCCGAACCCUUCCAGCGGGGGGCAGACCGCACAAAGGUACUGAAGGAACGCGGAAACGCGGGGCGGGGGGGAUACAAUCCAUCAAAUCAAAACACAUGUAAAAACAAGAUCCCCUAAGAACAGCCUUAUACCCAAGGUUAGAUACGCUGCCCAGCUAAAGCGUACAUCUAGUUGUAAAUAGACAUGCUUAGUCCUGUUACAGUGAGCUUUUUAAAAUCUUGAAUUAUUCUGGGCAGCAGCAUAAAGGAUCUGCAGACCAUACCCCGGGAGUUGAGUGGCUGUGUAUGAGAUUAUGCCCCAAAACACAAAUCUUGUCUUACAUCUAUAUAUGUAAAUUUAACACAGUCACUGGGAGUUGGAAAUUCUUGUCCUCUGUUAGGACAUGAGUAAGAUUUUCCAUACUAAACACCACGUGUCUUUCAGUACCUUUACAACCCAGUACGCAUUCCACAUGAACUAGGUCCCAGUUUUAAUAGCGUGUAGCGUAUGUUUUCUCCUGCUACUUGCUGGCAUAGGGAAGUUGGUCGGACCGUCGUUAUUCAGCUGCCUCUUCAAUAAACAGAAGACAGUGUUGAAGGUUUAACUUGCUUCGGAGGUUGCUAAAAGCAUUAUUCACAUCAAUAUAUAAGUGAGAGAUAAUUAAGAGGGGAUUUAGGGAGUGAAAGACCACUGUGGGCUGUCACUCAGUGUAGGCACCACAGCUGGAGAGAGUGCCCACGUCCCUCGUGCGCAGUUCCUUUGCAGUGGGGUGUUUACAUACAGAUGCCUGUCUUUUAACAUACUGUGUAACCCAUAAACUACUUGUGCUUUUAUUUGUGUUCUCCUGUUUCUCUUAAUAUUUUAUGGAUUGUCUUACAAAAAGUAGGAUGUGUAUGUGGUUCACAAAUGUUACAUUUCAGAGACUUCAGAGAAAAAAAUUAAUAAAUGUCUUAGUGCUUUUUCAAAUGUCCACAUGCACAACCCACUUUAAAAAUGCAUUUUUGCCACAUCCUGUGUAAAGGAGGCAUUUUCACUCCCUGGGUUUCACUGUCAUCAGCCAAAAGCAUUUCCCUUUGGAACCUGAGUAAAAGUUAAGCCUUUCUUUUAAAGGUUCACACACACUUUAUAAGUUAGACUUUUCAGUGAUCUCUCCAUACGUGUUUAACAACCUAAAAAAACUUCUUGCCUAACUCAGAGGUAAAGUAUCUUACUAUUGACUUCAAAUUCCCAAGUUCCUC